Molecule: messenger RNA, 3046 nt
Organism: Sycon ciliatum
Lineage: Eukaryota; Metazoa; Porifera; Calcarea; Leucosolenida; Sycettidae
Exons: 5
Coding region: 451-1794 (447 amino acids)
Source: RefSeq, a predicted model, not a curated record
AGAGUAUCUUUCAAUCCGAGUUUGGUUUGUUUCAUACAGUCAUCAUGGUCAUGUACAAAUGUCAAUGACAUGAUGUACUACGGUCUUGUUAUUCCUGCGAGAGAGACUGCAGUCUGCACUGGUAGAUCUCUAGACUCUACAUAAUAGUCUGCACUGGUAGAUCUGUAGAUCUGUAGACUCUACAUAGGCCACAGGGUCAUGCAUGUAGUCGCUGUUUCCUUGCAAUAAAGUCAGUACUCUCAUCCUAGCUCUGGGCGUCAUCAAGGUCCUAUUGGCUAUUGACGUAUGUAGUGGAAUCAUGAGAUGCUUCAUUCCCGACCCAAGUCCUCACCACUCACCAAGACUGGACCAAUUUGACUGACUAGUUUCUGUGCUGAACAUCUCCCUCCAGCUAUAUCGCACAGGAGGUGGUGGAGAUCAGUCUUGCUGAAGAGAAUACACCAACACAGCAUGUUUGCUUCAAAGUUACGUGGCAAUCUCAAGAGUGUCGGUUACUUUGUUCAGCAUGGCUAUGGUGUGAGCACAGUAGCCUCGUCACAACUCAAUGUUCCUGGCAAGUUGAUAUCCACUCCGGCAUCACCACACUCCAUUCCAGGUGUGAGGUAUCAGUCAAUUCGGCCUGGCAAUCAUGGCACUAGUGUACAAGAUGCCCUUAACGCUAGUGAUUCAAUCUACGAUAGAAUUAACAAGACACGUACAUUUCAAGCUAUUGAUUUGGAAUCUCAAUGUGCUCUGAUUCAACGACAUGUAACUGAACUACGAAGUCCAAGUUUCGUUAGGAAUAUCCUACAUGCUUGUGCUCUGAUCACGGAGGAGAACUCUGACGUGACCAAGCUGGCAGUAUCUGCACUGCAUCAACUAGCCAGUCUGCGUACUGACCUCUGGCAAGACUACAAGAAUCAAGAGCGCCUGAGAUGGGCAUUGCACUGGGCAGCAAAGUGUCGCUGUACAAGUCCAGUGUUCAGGAAGCUACUUCAGCAGCAGCUUGAUGUCCUGUGCCUUGAUCAAUGCAGAGGUGUUGACCAUUGUGCCCAUGCACUGUUCAUGUUGAAUUCACCAGACCGUUGCCUGGCGCAAAACUUGCUGAAUCGCUAUUUGACCAUACACAGUACAGGUGAUCCAAAGUAUCGUCAUACUCAAGUACUCUCACUACUUCUCUACUGUACACUGUGUGGUGUAGAGUGCAGUGCCUUGCUGAAGCUGAUCAGUGUUGAUCAACUGAUACAGAAAUGCGAUGGCACACACCUACAACUGCUACUUUUGCACAACACUCUCCCGGUUACUGCUAAUCAACGACAACAGAUAAUUGACAAGUGUUCAGUGAGGUUCCAGGAUAAUGUACCAAGUCCGCACACAGGUCGAAUGUAUGAUAUGCUGUCAUACUUCAUUGGCCUAAAGUACACCACUGGCAUGUCACAGGUUGAUGGUGUGGACGUUAAUGCAUUGUGCAUAUACAACCAAGACCAUGAACCAGUGGAGACUGGCGCGUAUCCAGCUAAUGUAUACAAUGGUGUAUCAGUAGAUAUGACUGCAGCUAAGCGUCAUGGUUUCAGUGUUGUGGCCUGCCUGGGUGUGAAGGAUACACAACUACUACGUCAUCCAGUUCAUGUUCCCAUUGGUUAUCAUGUUCUGCAAGCAUCGGCACUGAAGUGGCAAGGAUGCUACUGCAUUCCGAUGAUCCUUGAGCACGGGGCAGCAAAGACCCAGAAAAGCAGCCAAUUUGUUCCUGAUCUUAUGAUCAAUUAUCCCGAUCACAUUCCAGUAUUCAAACAUCUACUAGCACCCAAGCAGUGAUGGUCACUGGCAGUCAUGUCUUACUCCUACUUUAUGGCGUCUCUGUACAGUCUGGAAGUCGCCAGCAAGCGCGUCAUUGUUGCAGCGUCAGCCGUCUUGAGCUUGAGCAAGGGCAAUGGUCGACAAAGCUGUAUUCAGACUCUCUCUCUCUCUCUCUCUCUCUCUCUCUCACACACACACACACACACACACGCACACACACACACACACACACACACACACACACACACACACACACACACACACACACACACACACACACACACACACACACACACUCAUCAGCCACUCUCUGCUCUGAUCUGAGGGCGGCACUGUGCCUCGCAAAUGUCAACCGGAGCUUGCGUGGAAUGCAGCGUGGCUCGCGUGUGUUCCUGUCAGCUUUACAUCUGCUUGUCUCAUCGUUUUGUCUUUCACCAAAAUUAAUGCCCUUGCCCAUCGUCGCACCAGCUCCAGCUAUUGUUCCGAUACCACGACUCGUGAUGUAUGUUACUGUUACCGGUGCAUCCAGCACUCCAAGCCUGCCGUCUUUGAGUGAGCAGCACUGGUGCCAAGCAGCUCUGGUGCGUGCUAACGCCUAAGGGUAUACCUGCAAGUCAGAGCACUGCCGGUCAAGACUCUGCUUGCUUUGCCCGUGCACAGCGUGUGCCAUCGAUCAGAAGACCCUCUGGAAUGAAGGCUUCCGGACGGUUUCAAAAUAGGGCCGCUCUUGGCUAGGAUCCCUGUUCACAAGUGGCAUGGUCACAGGAAAAUGAAAAAUGAAGGUAUCGGUGCAAUAAAAGCCGCUCUUGAAUCGAAGACUGAUUCCUGCAUAAUAGAGUGAGUACUCUAGUGUGUGUGGUAUACACCAGAAACGCUCUGAACUUCUACUUGUCUUGGCCUGUUCGUGGCCUGAAUGUAUGUAUGAAGCAGGUAUCUGCACCGUGCUUUUCCACGGUGUCUCGCACUUGAAUUCAUUUUUUACCCCUUUUGGCAGGCUGUUGCUGGAUAAUGUAUUAAUAAUUACGUAUGCGUGCACAUGCAUGCUCGAUAGCCAUGCUAGUUCCUAACUUUUACAUGAGUGUACAUGACAUUGUACACUCUAGCUGCUUGCUUAGUCAAGCAUGCGCUGUACACGCUAUGGCAUGUACAUGUACUGAACUUCUUUCAUGCAUUUGAGUGUCUAGUAUUGCAUUGCAAUAGGCCUCCGCAUUGCUUUUCUUUCAUAUCUUCGUGUGCAUGUAUAUGUAUAUGGACCGUUGCUCUGCUGUUG